[Candida] anglica is the source of this 1047-nucleotide messenger RNA. Lineage: Eukaryota; Fungi; Ascomycota; Pichiomycetes; Serinales; Debaryomycetaceae. The record is from the annotation of a GenBank genome assembly.
CACCAUUAUUCUUUGAGUAUGGAUGGAAUCCAUACGGCCCUAUCGCUAUCUCUUAUAUGUGAAAGACGUAUAGCAAUACGAUCGAGACCUGAAAUCAUAGAGAAUAUAUCCGAAUCUCUACUUACCCCGAAUGAUAUCUCCACCAUUGUAGUUGAUACUAAGGCUAAAUUAGAUGAAGAUCCCGAGUCUUUGAAUGAUAUUUUCGAAAAUGUAUCGGGCCACAGCAUAAUGUUCUGGACCAAUGCCGACAAUUGCUCUACUGCCCAGCAAAAAAUACUCAUUCGGUUAUUGAACGAAUUAGAUCAAUAUGAUACAAAUGAAUCUCGAUGGGCUACUGGCGGCGAACAACAACUCAACAAUCAUCUGGAUAAUGCUCAUGGGAUUAUGUUUUCCACGAGUCUGAUCUUUUCCGUUAUUCUUGUAAUAGAAACCCCUUGUAACGUUAUACAACCACUAAGGUUAAAGUUUUGGUUCUGUCAGUAUGUGCCCAAUAAAUAUAAUUCAGAUGAAUCUAGAGAGAAUUCUAUUAGUCUAGAUGAUACUGAUGAUUACAUCUCAAGUAUCUUACGCCUCAGAUCAAAGAGUGUGUACAUGUCACCAGAAAUUGAACGGUAUAUAUAUUCUCUUGUGAUCCAUGCCAGAAAUCAUCGCCUUUGUCUGAUAGCCCCCAUGCAAAGUCGUCUACCAACAAUGGCCAUCAGUAAUAUCAAUCUUCUUGCUGAGGCCUUGGUGAAAUGGGAGAAUCGAAACAAUGAAAAAUCUAAACUUUACAUUACUCCUGAUAUAUGUAAAGUUGCCAUGAGAAAAGUUGCCUAUUGGUUAGUUAAUUGGCAAAAGAUUGGCGGGCAAUUUACUGAGAUUACAGGAGAACUGUACUCUCAACGAGAGUUUCGUGAACUGCUUGAAUUUGGCCUGCUCUCCGGGGACUGGUUUGGGAGUGAUUGGACCUAUAUCAAAAAGUACAUUGAUGAAUGUGAGAGACAGGAUAGAAAAAUGUAUAAUAGUGUAGUUGAGGAUGUAUUGAAGAAGGUACGUCCUCCAAUUUAG